This is a messenger RNA of Xyrauchen texanus (razorback sucker), 5597 nucleotides long. RefSeq names its product sorting nexin-19-like. Gene Ontology annotation, molecular function: phosphatidylinositol binding. Gene Ontology annotation, cellular component: intracellular membrane-bounded organelle; early endosome membrane. The transcript is spliced from 12 exons. NCBI's taxonomy places the organism in Eukaryota, Metazoa, Chordata, Actinopteri, Cypriniformes, Catostomidae. The record is from RefSeq and is a predicted model, not a curated record. The coding region runs from base 247 to 3207 and encodes 986 amino acids.
AAAUCAGUAGGGUUUGUUGCAACAGUAUUUAAUUGACAAUACUUGAGGAACCUCUAGAGGGCGACAGAACGCUGAUUGUAGUUCAUCAUCUGAGGGGAGAGAUGACGAGGAAGAAGCCGUCAAAACAUGAGGAAGAGGCCAUCGGAGCCAAUUCCGGCGAUUAAACAUGACUUUUUCAGGUUUCAAAUUAAUUUCUACACAUGUCGUCCGACAUUUAUGUUUAUAAGGAGCAUAUAAACAUCUGCCAUGUCUCAACCUGAGCAUCUAAACACAAGCCCUUGGUGCUUGUCUGAAUAUUUGGUUCAGAGAAGGCUGCUUGGCUUUGGGGUGCUGUUGGCCUGGAUGGUCCUCUUCCACUUACUGGUCAAUAUAUGGCUUCUCUGUGUCUUCACAAGCCUCUUAGUGGUCUUAGGUGGAUGGCUCGGAUCUCAGGCUUUCCUGGACUCUGACAAUGUCAUCCAUCUGGAGAGGUUUGUCAAACUAGAGGAGAUCACGUCUAGCGCUGAGAGUGAGCAACAACUGGAAGAUGAAAUCCAGAAUACAGUCGGCAAGAUCAUACGAGACUUUGUCUCCUCGUGGUAUUUAACUGUGUCCAGAGAACAAGAGUUUGAGGACGAGGUGCACAAUGCCAUGAUCUCCAUGGCGAUGGAGCUGAAGGCUCGGGCAGAAAGGUUAGAUAGGAAAUCUUUAAUGCAGAAGGUGUUGGAUCUAUCUGGAUGCCACCUUCAGUGCUACAUGAAUGCCAAGGAAAUCGUGGAUGGAAAUAAAGUUGGGGCAGGUGGUGAUUGCAGUAGUGAAACCAUGCUCUGGGAGGCCUACAGCAAUUUCUGCGUUCCUCAUCCUGCUCUUCAGAGCUCUGCUGUUGAGGUUAAUUACACAAGGGCCAUUGUGGAUCUUCUUUUGCAUGUUCUUGUGCCUCCUCCACAUUUAGAAACCAGAACGGGUAGAUUUGUGGUGGGUGAACUUAUAACAUGCAACGUUAUUCUGCCUUUAAUUGCAAAAUUGUCUGACCCAGACUGGUUAAACAUGUUGAUUGUAAGUUUCUUUACCAAAUCCAGCGAAGCAACCCCAGAACCAGAAACUGUAGAAUUUCAGCCUCCACCACAAGUUGUGUCAAAUCAAGAAAAUGCACAUCAAGAACCUGAGAUUCCUCGUUUCUUGACCUUGAAAGUCAUUCCUGAGACCCCUGCAGUAAUAGAGGCCCCAACACCAGAACUGGCAGCCUAUGAUGUCAUCGACUCCACUGAACUUUAUUCUCCUCAUAAUCUGGAGGAAGACGAACAACGGCCAACAAAACCAUUUCCAUCGGGUUUCGCCCCAAGGGAUUACCUCAGACUUGGCAAGCCCAAUCCAUUUUAUCAAGAAACAGACUCCGAUUUAGACUCCCCUUUGACAGACUUUAAAAGGAGUUCUCUAGAAUCACUGGUUCUGAUUGGCACAGAGGAGACACUUUCAGAAAGACUCACCAAAAGCACCACGCCGAUAGAUAGUGUCUUGGACCUUGUAAAUGAACUUCCAUCAUACACCAAUUCGAUAGAGAAGGAGUGCCCCAAGGUUCUGGUCUCAGACCAUCAGGAGUUGUCAUUUCAUUCCACCGGUGUGACAGAGGAAGAGUCAUCAAGCUUUUGCACUUUCCAGCCGUUGGACAAGAGUAAUUUGAGUGCAGAUAAAGUGGGGGCGAUUGCUGAUCAGGCUGGCAUGGAUAAUCUCAGUGAGUUGGCUUUUACUGCACCCCUGCUGGCCUCGUCACCGGCUGCUGGGACGACAUCCCUGGCAACUUUUACCUUUGAGCCACUCAGCAGCCCAGAGGGUCCAGUUAUUAUCCAGAAUCUUCGAAUCACCGGCACCAUCACUGCCAAAGAACACAGAGGCACAGGGUCGCAUCCCUACACUCUCUACACUGUAAAGUAUGAGACAGCUGUGGACACUGAGAAUCCAGGGACUUUGCAGCCGUUGGCCUAUCACACUGUUAACCGACGAUACAGUGAAUUCCUCAACCUUCAGACCCGUUUGGAGGAGAAACCUGAAUUACGCAAAAUUCUGAAAAAUGUGAAAGGACCAAAGAAAAUCUUUCCUGAGCUUCCAUUUGGAAACAUGGACAGUGACAAAGUCGAAGCCAGGAAAAGUCUUUUGGAAACAUUCCUUAGACAACUUUGUGCCAAUCCUGAAACAGCCAACAGUGAAGAAAUGCAAGAAUUUCUUGCUCUAAACACUGAUGCGAGAAUUGCCUUUGUCAAGAAACCUUUCAUCGUUUCACGCAUAGAUAAGAUUGUGGUGAACGCCAUAGUAGACACUCUGAAAACAGCCUUCCCUCGUUCAGAGCCACAGAGCCCUACUGAUGACAUAGAUGCAGAGCCUGAUGGGAAAUUCUCCAUGGACAAAAAAUCAAAGUCUAAAAUGAGAUUCUCUAGUAAAAUUGCACCUGCUCUUAAUGUGUCUGAAUUGAGACCCAAAGUGGUUUACUGCUUUGAUGAAAGCAGCACUGUUUUUAAUGGCUUCUCAUUGAACGGUUUAGAGAGCUUCAUCUCAGAGAUGGAGAUCUCUGAGUGUUUAGAGGGUAAAGCUCCAGGCUUUGAUGCUGAUGGAGACAGAAGCGGGGCACACGGACCUGAAUGGGACAUGAAACCCUGCACAUGUGCCAGAGCAAAGCAACAAAAUGCACCUAUUCUCAGUGACAUUGCUAGUGAGACAGCUCUGUCUGAUCUGGCCUUGAAAAUCCUGUGUCUGCUCAUGAAGAAUCAAUGGAGCUGGCUGUGCACAGAGAACAUUCAGAAGACCAUCAGACUGCUGUUUGGAACCUUCAUAGAAAGAUGGUUGGAGGUGGGUGGGGUGAACCUGACCUGUAUGCAGUAUUGGGUGAUUUAUCUGCGGGUACUGCAGGAGGCCAUCUGGCCCGGGGGGAAUCUGCCGGCUCAACCCCGGCCCCAACGCAGCCAGCAGCAGAAGGAGGAGACCAGAAAGCAGGCUUUGCAUUGCCUAAUAAAACUACUGCCAGGUCUAAUCUCUGAUUUACUUGGCUCUGAAAAGUACAUGAGAUCUUGGCAGAUGGUUGUGGAUUCUUUUCAGGACCCCACCAUAAACAGGCACCUUGUUUACUGCAUCUGGGACCUGCUUAUUGAAUUUCUCGUCCCAGAGGUGUCUGACGGGGACUUUCAGAAAACACUUCUGCACAGCCUGUCAAAAAAUGCUGAGAAGUUGCCACCAUAGGCAUGUUGGAGCAGACUGUAGAAAUAAACACAUGUGCACAUAAAAGUUUUACUUAUAAAAGAGUUUUAAAGAGUGGUCAACAAGCAGCGUGAGAUGAAAGUACAGGUAGAAACAUGUGAUCAACAAUUGUCAUGUUCCUGUGUUCAGACUGUGGAUUUGGAUCCAUGAUUGCUUGUAUCUGGCACCAAUUUAUUCUUCCUGGUUCUGGGACACAAACACACUGAAUACAUUCGGCCUAGUCUUGAUUAAUGGCCACCUGUUUUGUGUUUUAUCAAAACACAACUCCAAUCUCUAAAGACCUACAUGCCGGAUCUGAAUUACUUGCAAGUUCUCAAGCUUUUAUUCACCUUAUUCCCACUUCAGCUUUUGUUAAAGCUGAAGUGGGAAUAAGUGGUAAUAAGCUCUUACAGAUGGACUUGACAAUGGUGCAGAGUUCAAAAUCAUGACUGUAUAAUAUUCAGACUAAUUGGGUGAUUCUCAAAACAACUGCCAAGAUAAUGUACGGGUCAUAUUUAAAGGGAUAGUUUACCCAAACAUUAAAAUUCUCAUCAUUUGUAGCGACGUGUGUAUGUGUAUGACUUUCUUUCUUCAGCGGAACACAAACAAAGAUUUCUAGAAGAAUAUCUCAGCUCUGUAGGUCCUUACAAUGCAAGUGAAUGGUGACCAGACCUUUUGAAGCUCCAAAAAGCACAUAAAAGCAGCAUAGAGUAAUCCAUAAAACUCCAUAAAACGGAUCAUUAUUUCAAUAUUUUUUAUUAUAAAUCUCCACUUUCACUUUCAGAAUGUGAAAGUAAAUGUGUAGAUUUAUAGUAAAAAAAGGACUUAUAUAUUUAAAUACUUAAAACUAUUUUUCUCCCCCACACCUAUCAUAUCACUUUUGAAGACAUAGAUUAAACCACUGAAGUCGUAUGGAUGAAUUUUGCUGCCUUUAAGUGCUUUUUGGAGCUUAAAAGUGUGGUCAACAUUAAUUUGCAUUGCAUGGACCUAGAAAGCUGAAAUAUUCUCCAGAAGAAAGAAUGUCAUACUUACACAUCUGGGAUGGCAUGAGGGUGAGUAAAUUAUGAGAAAUUUUUAUUUGUUGGGUGAAUUAUCAUGCAAAACGACAUUAUUUUAAGGACACAUAAGCACAUUUAAGUUGUAUAAUGCUUCUGGACAUUUUACUUUCACUAUUACAUUAGAUUUACUGUCUUACAGCUUUUGCAGUAAUGAGAAUAUCAUUGUGUCUAUCUUUUUUGUAUAAUGAGAAGAAGGGGGGGUUAUGUUUGUGUGGAAUUGUCACAAAAAUAUUCUCAGAAAGUAAAAAAAUCAUAAUUGCCCUUAAAAUAGGCAUGGGGAUCACCCAAGUUUAUUUAUUUAAAUUACAUUACCUCCCUUUGCACAUUGAUAUACUUGAUAACUCAACUUUGAGUCUUGAGUCUGUCUUAUCUCUCCAGCCAUUCAUGGAGAGAAGCUUAUUUUUCCAUUAAAUAUUUUCAAUUUCCAUUAUAAAUAUCUUUGAAUAUUUAUUUCUGUUGGAGAUCAUGGAUAUCUUGUAGAUGAAUGGAUAUUUUGUCAUUCCUAUUUGAUUACUGUGCAUUUCCUUAUAACACUGUGAACAUUGUUGUCAUAUUCUUUUAUUGAAUUAUAUAUAUAUAUAAUUGAUCUUAAAUGGUAUGUUUGAUAAAGUUUAUUUCUUUUAGAUGUAUUGUAUAUAGAAAGGCAAAUUAAGUUCUAAUGCCAAAAGAUAAAAAAAUGACAUUGUUCGGAUUUAUGGUUUACACAUUGUGUUUAGGCCAUUGUCUUUUAAGAUAGAUGAGAUAGCGCAAUGAUAAUGUCUUGAUUGCCUUAAUGUGUGUACAUUUAAUUUAAAUCAGUUUAAAAAAAUAUAAUAACAGUUAAUUCACAUGUCUGUAAAGAAUAGUUAAAGCUACUGAAUCAGCCUUGUUCAUUCCACAUGAUUAUGUAUAAUGUGUAAGUGACUGUUCAAAUCUUAAAGUGUUACUGUCCAUUUUUUUGUUACUGUUGCCUGUGUUUUGCCAGAUGUUUUUGCAUCAAUGCUUUGUCUAACCACUAUUCUGCUUGCACAAACAACCCAAUAUCUGUGGUAAAAUAAUCCAUUAUUUUCUUUUCUUAUGUGAUCCACUUCUCGAUGCAUGUUGAAUUCAGAUUUUGCUCCUUGCGUGCUAUUGAUAUUGGUUUAGCAUGCAUUACAAUGAAUGGAUGGCUUUGUUACACUGUACUUGUGCUUUUAAUGUGCUGAAUGUUGCAAUAUUUUUCAUUUUAUAGUUUUUUCUUCUUCCUGGUGUGCAUGUAUUGUAGGCCUAAAGUUGUCUAGAUGUAUGUUACAUAAGAGUACAAAGCAAUUAAUAUUGUUAUUGACAAUUCAUUGGAGGUGCAUAUUACAGGUCACA